ACUAUCCCAUGGAUGUCAGGUGGAAAAAAAUAUUUGUGAAAUAGCCAAAUUAUUCGGUAAUACAACAACAUUCUAGGCAGCAAACAAAUAUGAAUUGGCAUACAGGUACUAUUGCAGAGGCUGUGGCGGAAUCUAAAGCCAAAGAUGCCAUCUUCGUUCUCUACAUUCAAGGUCAGGACGAGAUGACAGCUAAACUGGAUAGAUUUCUGAACGAUGGGCGCGUGACCUCGAAGCUGCAAACAUCCGACUUUGUGGCAGUCAAGAUACAGGGCGACAGUGAAGCUUACGCUAUGUUUAUAUCGCUCUAUAAAGUGGUGCCAGUGCCAUCAAUCUUCUUUAUUGGUAAAUCUGGCACCCCGCUAGAUAUAGCCACAGGCAUCAUUGGCAGCGUCGAGGAGCUGGUGGCCAAAAUCGAUAAAGUGCUGCUGCUGGCGGGCAAGCAGGCAAAUCCGGAUGCAACCACGAGCAGCGCAGUUGCAAACGAGGCCAAUACACAGCAGGAAACAGGUCGCACAAUUGCCGGUGCAGACAGUACCGAAACAAAGGAACAGGCAUUUGAGCAAGCGGCGGCCAGGAACACAACGCAGGCAGCCGAGCAGAAAUCUGAGAUAACAGUGGCAGAGCCGGAACCGGAACCGGAAGAGCCAGUUAUACCCGAACCCAUUGCUGCGGUGGAAUCAAGCUCGCGGCUUGAAACAGUUGAUCCGCCAAAGCCUGCAGCUGCGCCUCAAACGGCUGCUGCGCCCGAGCCAACUGUGGCGGCGAUGUCAGCGGCAGCAGCUGCAGAGAAGCGUGCGGCCGCAGCUGCAGCCGCAGCCGCAGCUCAAGAAACAACAACAGCAGUGCUGCCAAAUGGGAUGGCCCCUAACUUGCCCAUUGCUAUGCCAUUAGUACCCCCAAGCACACAGAGCGGCGCACAUGCGUCCACUGAGGAGACGAAUAUGAGCAUGUCGCAAAUUCAAGUGCUUGUGGAGCAGCGCAAGCAAGAACGCCUCGAGGAGCAAAAGCGACGCGACAAGGAGAACGAGCUGCGACGACGUCGCGAGGGACGCGAAGCGCAGGCCCAGAAAGUUAUCAGCCGCGAGCAGGAGCUAAAACAGUUGCAAGAGCGCAUACGUCGCGAGCGCCAGCAGGAGCAGGAGACACGUGAACGAAUUCUUGCGCAAAUUGCUGCCGAUCGUGCCGAGAUGGCGAAUCGUGCAUCCGCGAAUGCCGAGGCGCAGAGUGUUAACACGUGCACAACGACAUCGGCUGUUGUGCAGGACUUUUCUGCCACAUCGGUGCAGGAGACGCGUUUGCAAAUCCGUUUGCCAGGCGGCAUUACGCGCACCAAAGCAUUUCCCGUGGCAGAGCCACUGACCACCGUGCGCGGCUUUGUGCUGGAAGAACUGCUUGCCGGCAGCAACAUACGCGAAUUCACACUGGCCACAAGCUACCCGAGACGUGAGUUCAAAACCGAGGAUGAGACAAAGACGCUGGGCGAGCUGAAUCUGGUGCCCAAUGCGGUGUUGUUGGUACUCAAAGGCGAGCAAACGAAUCGCGUGGUGCGCAGCAGCAGCAAUCUGAUGAACAUUGUGACCAGCAUGAUUUGGGCAAUACUCACACCGGCGGCCGUCGCAUUCGAUUACAUCAACAAAAUGGGUUUCCAGCGUCUGCGACAGCGCGUCAUGCAAAUGGUGUCCAAUGUCGGCUGGUCGAAACCUCCAGUGCGCCCCGCGGCCAACGGCGAUGGCACCAUGCAACGCAAUAUGGAUUUGUUUAUGCUGCGCACGACAAGUGGUACACCGGGCCUCCAACAGGCAACUCCACAAAAUGCAGUUGGAUCGCCGGCCCAUCAGGCAAAGCCGACGCUCGUCUCGCACAGCGAUGCGGAUGCCGCAUCUGGACAUGACCUGACACAACAGCGCUCCGGUGGCAUUAAGCCAGCGCGUUAUGGUGAAUCGAAUAUACGUCGAUUGGCAGAUAGCGCAAAGGACGACGACGAGGAUAAGGCCACCUAUAAUGGCAACUCCACACAACAGCAAUAAACUACAAAUUACAAAUAGCUAUAAAUUUUCUCAAUAACCAUGCCCGUUACAUUCACAGCUUCAAGGAUAUGCAGCCUGAAAUUUAAUAUUAACUAAAUACAAAAGUAAAGGAAAUCAACUAUA
Molecule: messenger RNA, 2150 nt
Organism: Drosophila novamexicana
Lineage: Eukaryota; Metazoa; Arthropoda; Insecta; Diptera; Drosophilidae
Product: UBX domain-containing protein 4
Exons: 5
Coding region: 90-2027 (645 amino acids)
Molecular function (GO): protein binding
Source: RefSeq, a predicted model, not a curated record